Molecule: messenger RNA, 495 nt
Organism: Geodia barretti
Lineage: Eukaryota; Metazoa; Porifera; Demospongiae; Tetractinellida; Geodiidae
Source: the annotation of a GenBank genome assembly
GCCUCAGGAAAUAUGCCUCUGCUGUCUCCACCACACACAGAACCUAUUUCCGUCAGGUUAUGGACGAGACUCUGCGGCUGAGCACUCCAGCUGCGUGGGCCAUCAGAGAGUCACCCGAUGACAUCAAUGUUGAUGGUUACCUAAUUCCAAGGGGAACCCCCAUCAUUCAGGCCCUGGGAGUGAGUCUUCACAACACCACCUCUUGGAAGGAGGGAGAACUGGAUAGGUUCAAUCCGGACAGAUUCGCAGCCUACACAGACCACAGCAGGAGAGGUUUGGAGUUCUGUCCAUUCGGGACUCCCAGUCGCCGCAAGUGUCCUGGUUGCAUCUUCUCCUACUACGAGACCACUGUUGUCCUCAGUAUUCUCCUGUUCCGGUUCCAACUUGUCCCUGUUCCAGGACAGGUUGUAAAACGUGAUUAUGGACUGGCGACUACCCCAACAAAGGAGUUGUAUUUUUUCGUCAAGGAACGAUAACAUGUUUUCUGCGAUGAAU